UAUUGGAAUGCUUUUAUACUAGUUCAUCAGUGAGGGGCUAAACAAAAGUUGAUUUUUAAUUAGAAUAGACAGAAAAGAAGAAAAGAAGGAAGAUUCUUUCUAAAGAUUAGGGCUGCGACUCCGCUAAUAGCCCAUGAGAGUGAUCUGUUUUUUUCUUGGUAGACAAAGCAAACUUUCAAACUUUGGUUAGGGUUUCCAUCCCUUGAAAGAUCUCAUUCGUGGGAUUCGAUUUUGUGAGCACAAAUUAAAAUGGUGAGAGGAAAGAUCCAGAUCAAGAAGAUCGAGAACACUACAAGCAGACAAGUCACGUUCUCUAAGAGAAGGAAAGGUCUCUUUAAGAAGGCUCAUGAGCUUUCUGUUCUUUGUGAUGCCCAAGUCGCAGCAAUAAUCUUCUCUCAGAAGGGAAGAUUAUAUGAUUUCACCAGCUCCGAUAUCCAGAAGACGAUCAAGCGAUACGCCGAGUAUAAGAGAGAGUAUUUCGUUGCAGAAAGUCACCCCAUGGAGCAAUACGUGCAGGGACUAAAGAAGGAAAUGGCAACAAUGGUGGAAAAGAUUGAAAUGCUUGAAGUGCAUAACCGGAAGUUGAUGGGGCAAAACCUGGCUUCUUGUUCGGUGAAAGAACUUCAAGAGAUAGCCACACAGAUAAAGAAAAGCCUUCAUAUUGUUAGAUUAAGAAAGGCUAAGUUAUAUGGAGAUGAAAUAGAGAAACUAAAAGCUAAGGAGAGGGAGCUCAAGGACGAGAGAGUCAGGCUUUGUGAAAGGGGCUCAUGGCUGUGAGUUCUGCCAUCUAGAUUCGAAUCUCGGCCACCGUCGAUUAUAAUGGAAUAAAAAAUGCAGCUUUCUUGGAUGUCUUCGGCGGGCUCCCCGACUCAGCUCUGGUGGACGGUCAUUAGGUGCUAGUCGGGUCUCUUUCGAAGACAUCGGGAUAUCAAGGUCAUCAAAAAAAAAAAAUUUAUCAUGUUCUUAUGUCAGGUUGGAGAAAGACCAUUGGGGACGCCAUCAAGCAGCGAAGAGAAAGAGGAUGUGGAAACUGACCUAGUCAUCGGAUUUCCGAAGAGCCGACGGUAACAUCUUUCUUGUUCGUUUAACAUGAAGCUACUUAUUAUCUCAAUUAAUGUCUGUAAAUCAAUAAUGUAUCAAUCACAUUUAUUUAUGUAUAAACCCAAAAUAAUGUGUCAGUGUACUAACUAUACUUUUCUUUGUGGAUGUAUGGUUUAAUUACUUGUUUCUUUAUAAUUAUACUAUAUCCAGAUUUUUGUUGAAGGUUUGAUUUUAUGGUAGUUAAGCAGUUGAUGUAUUAUGGACACACACCAAUUUAAAAUUGUUCUUUGUGUGAAGAAUAAAUAUAACAGCUCAGUGCUCUCAUUAAUUGAUCGACGUCCCCUAGCUACUCCUUACUAUAGAAAAAACAAUCAACUAAAUAUGUCCUUUGUUAUAAAUCAAGUGAUGAAUAUCUUUAACCGGUCCGGUCCAUAACUGGCUCAAACCUUAAAAGAAAGAGACAUAGCCGAAACCCUAGAGAGAGGAGAGAGAGGCGGCCGCAUGCCUUAGAGGAGAGAGAGAGGCGGCCACAAGCUAUAGAGAAAAGGAAACCCUAUUUCUUUUUCCUUGUAUAUGUAAUCUUUCCAUUUAUGUAUUUAGUAGUUAUCUUAAAUCUAGUUGGAUUAGGAUUUGUACUCUUUCCUUUUAUCUAUAUCUUGUAAACCUUAUAUAAGAGAUGUUUUAUUCAUUAAUGAAACAUAUAGAAUUCUCAUUCUUUUACAACACGUUAUCAGCACGAUUGUUCUCUACAAUUUAAGCUAAAAUCGCCAAUCCCUUAAACCUAACCUAGCCGGCGACUUUAACCUAAUCCCGACGAACCCUAAUUCGUCCUAGCUCGCGUUCCAACUCGUCAGCAACCGAUCAGCUCCAUCCCUAAGGUGUUCCUGAUCCUAGACGACCUC
Molecule: messenger RNA, 1943 nt
Organism: Brassica napus (rape)
Lineage: Eukaryota; Viridiplantae; Streptophyta; Magnoliopsida; Brassicales; Brassicaceae
Product: MADS-box protein AGL72-like
Exons: 8
Coding region: 250-777 (175 amino acids)
Biological process (GO): positive regulation of transcription by RNA polymerase II
Cellular component (GO): nucleus
Molecular function (GO): RNA polymerase II cis-regulatory region sequence-specific DNA binding; protein dimerization activity; DNA-binding transcription factor activity, RNA polymerase II-specific
Source: RefSeq, a predicted model, not a curated record